Molecule: messenger RNA, 4020 nt
Organism: Trichomycterus rosablanca
Lineage: Eukaryota; Metazoa; Chordata; Actinopteri; Siluriformes; Trichomycteridae
Gene: ngef
Product: neuronal guanine nucleotide exchange factor
Exons: 16
Coding region: 107-2296 (729 amino acids)
Biological process (GO): activation of GTPase activity
Molecular function (GO): guanyl-nucleotide exchange factor activity; protein binding
Source: RefSeq, a predicted model, not a curated record
ACAGACGGACACAAAACAGGUACAGCUUCCCUCCAGAGUUUUGGACUUUAUCGUGAAGGACUAAUCUGCUGUAACAUAAGAUGAAGCUUUGAUCUCAGAGUCGCCGAUGCCAUCAGAGGGCAUUGCCAUGGCUUUGGCCCUGUUUCGGAGGCCCCCCAAAUCCCCCAAAUCCCCCCCAGCCACCUCGCCUCAUCAUAACCACGGUGACGACGACGAUGAUGAUAAUGAAGAACGGUUAACUCGAGAUCCCAUCAGACGAAACUCACGCUUUUAUCGAUCCAUGAGGAAGAAGAAUCGUGCCUCAGCCGAGCAGCAGGACGGUCCGGUUCUCUCACCCAGAGCACCGCGGGAUUCCAGCAGAACCAGAGCUGCUCUGAGACCUCCAUCCUCACCCGCAUAUCACGCAUUAUCACCUCACCGUAAUGGACCGCCGUCGCCAAGCAACAGGACCACCACGGAAGGCGGAGCCUCCUCUCAGUCACCAGCAGGAGAUUGGCGGCUCAGAGGAGAACAGGAGAAGCCGAGCACGCACAGCCGAGUGUGCAACAUGCAGGACCACGACACACAAACACACACACAAGUACACACACAACAAACGGCCAGCUCGCACAACCACAGGAUGGUGACGAGUAGAGAGACAGAGCCUGAAAACAUAAACCACAGUUUAAGCAUCUUAAAACACAUACCGUUCCUGUAUCAGGAGUAUCGCGACUCUUCAGAGCAACAGGAGAUCGAACAGCGUCGCCAGCGUGAUGCGCAUCCCGGUAAAGACCCGGAAGCUCCGUCACGAGACCCGUCAGGCCCGGAGGUGUCGGCGGGGUCUGGGGUCGCGGCCCCUGCGCUGCAGCUUCAGCUGCGUAACUCGUCUCAGUCUCUGAGUUUAUGGCAGAACCUGGAGGUCGUGGAGAACAGCGGCAUUCUGCACAAACUCCCACAACGAGAGAUCAUACUGCAGGAGGCCAUGUUUGAGCUGGUGUCCUCAGAAGCUUCGUACUAUAAAAGCCUGGAACUUCUGGAGACCCACUUUCUGCAGAACCAAGCGCUGGUCAGCAGACUCAGUCAAUCGGACAUGCACUUCCUGUUCUCCAACAUCACUGAUGUCAUGAAGGCAAGCGAGAGCUUCCUGAUGGAUCUGGAGCACCGGAUCGAGGAGUCCAUCCUGAUCUCUGACGUGUGUGAUGUGGUUUAUCAUCACGCUGCCAACCACUUCCACGUCUUCAUCAGCUACGUCAUCAACCAGGUCUACCAGGAGAAGAACUACAGACGCAUACUACAGGAGAACACAGUGUUUCGGGAAACCAUGGCUCAUCUGGAAAACUUCCCCAAAGUCAGAGGCCUGUCCUUCACCUCUUUUUUGAUCCUGCCCUUCCAGCGAAUCACACGCCUCAAACUACUGGUGCAGAACAUUCUGAAGAAGGUGGAGGAGAACUCGGAGAGGGAGAAGAACGCUAUAAAGGCUCAUAAGGAGCUGGAGAAGAUCGUUAGGGAGUGUAAUGAAGGAGCGAGGAAGAUGAGCCGCACCGAGGAGCUGAUCAGCAUCGAAAAAACUUUAGAAUUCAAAUCCAAGUCAGUGCCGGUGAUCUCUCACUCCCGCUGGCUCCUAAAGAAAGGCGAGGUUCUGCAGAUGUCGGGGCCGAAGAGCACCCGCACCAUGCGCAAUCGAAAAAUGUACCACCCGCUCUACCUGUUCCUGUUCAACAACCUGCUGCUCAUCACCAAGCGCAGCUCCAGUGGGGAGAAGUUUCAGGUGUUGGACUCGUGCACUCGCUCCAUGCUGAGGACGGAGGACAUGGAGGAUCAGGGUCAGAUGUUAGCCUGUGUGUUCAUACUCAGACUGCUGGAGAACCAGGAGGAUCGACCCAUCACCUACACGCUGAAGGCCAACAGCAUGAGUGAGAAGCUGCGCUGGAUGUGUGCUCUUACUCCAAACCGCAGAACCAGGUUCCUCUCGACCAGCGCCCACAUGCCAGACUCUCCUCAGGUGCAGUGUAUCCAGUCGUACUCGGCUCAGGAACCUGAUGAGCUCUCCGUGGAGAUGGCCGACAUCCUUCUCAUGCUGGAAAGAACCGACGAUGGGUGGAUAAUGGGCGAGCGCCUGCACGACGGCGAGCGCGGUUGGUUCCCGUGCCGCGUGGUGGAGGAGAUCAUGAGCGCCGAGGUCCGAGCGCAGAACAUCAGAGAGUGCGAGAGGAUCCAGCAGGUUCAGGGUGGAGCUGGGGCCUCCAGAGGGCGCCGCACUCACAAGAACACGUCCUUCACGCCCGCCUGGACCGACCAGUCAGGGCAGGACUACUGAGCUGAGCUCAAACGAACCCCGCUCGUUAAAUCAGCCCGGAUCAUGUGACCAACGUUCGGACUCUGGGUCAAAAGUCACGUCUCGUCCACGCUCGCGUUGCAUCACAGUGCUGUCCUCAUUACGACCCCGCCCGCUUCCCCUGACGAAUGUUGGUGUAUUCGCCUCGGCACGCUGUCACACGGUGGCUGCUAGGGGGCGCUGCAGCUAUUCUGGUUGUGUUUUAUUACAGUAUGUGUGAAUGUUUUUGUAUUUCAGUUUUUUUUUGUAUUGCAUUUCUAUUUUCCUCCCAAUCUAGUCGUACCCAGUUCCCCUAAUUAUAUCCCAGCUGCAGACUCCCAAACAUAGACUAUCACACGCCCCGUCUAAAAUCACUUCUAUCCCCAAAAUAGAGACGGGAUUACGCACUACUAUUCAUAAAGCCAGAAGAGGCUGGUUGAUAGCACAGCUGAUAUUUAAACUCACGUAUUCAGCAGCUACGCUGGUGCACCAUCACCAGGUCUCUGCAGUACUACCAGCCUGGCUGGGUGCCCCGUGUCUGUGCAGAUGCGAUUCAUACUGUCCAGUUGAGGCGCUGGCAUAAAGAAGUGGCAGAAGAAUACAAAGAGAGCCGUGUGUUCGUCCAGACAUGCUUAGCCUCUGUAUGAAUCCUCCGCCGGCUGGUACAAGUAUCAGAGGAGGCAUGUGCCAUCCUGCUGCCCAUUUUGGCCUGUAAAUGCUUCGUACAACCAGCAGAGAUCAGCAGUGAGCAGGAGAACUGAGUAUAUCAGACUUGGACAGUACGUUUCGUGUUGUCUGGGAUGUUCCUCAGUAGAAGAAAUGAAGCGAGUUUUACCCUGUUUAUCUCUUUUUCAGGGCUGUUUGUUGUGAAGGGCCCUCUCUAAAGUAAACCCAGUUUAUCCUGCUUCAGUUUGGAACGCCCCUACAGACAGACCCACUUUUCAGUGCCCUAUAUAGGGCUGAUGAGUCUGAAAUGUACAGCAUCUCAGCUCCCCUCAGAAGAUCAGGAGAUGUGAACCCAGGCUUAGGUCGUCAGGGGUACUAGAGCGAGGGGAAGUGAACGAGGGUGCAUGAUAGUAUUGGGACGCAGUGUUGUAAAUCUUGUUAUUUGAAUCUGUACCCGCGUUAUUGUGUUGGACAGCGUAACAGCAUGACAACGCUGAGCCUCCCCCGGUCUCUGUGAGAUGGACGGAAAACAAAAACACGGAGUGACGCAGACGUUCAGGUCACACCUCAGUGAUGCUGUGUGGCUAUUUUUUGCACCUUGUGGGAACCAGACGUGUGUGUGUGUGUGUGUGUGUGUGCGAGUGUGUGUUACAGGAAGCUGUCUGUUCUGCAUUCACAUGAGGAAUGUCGUUUCAAUUCUGCAGGUUUUGCACGUUCUGCAGGCUUAAAACACACACACACACACGCACAUACACACACACACGCAUGUGAACAAACACGCCUGUAAUCUUACACAACUUGUUUUAUAGUGAGUGCUUCCUCUAACAGAAAGCUCAGGAAAGUCCAGUGCUUUGUACAGUGUGUGUGUGUGUGUGUGUGUGCAUGCAUUCUUUGAUUGUCGUUAAAAAUUGGGACGGUAUCUGAAGCGCUGAUUUUCUGCUCCACACUUUAUGAAACACAGGCGUGACGGUCGGUGUGAUUUACAGUGUAACUGCUGUAUUGUUGUUGUAUUUUGUAAAAGAUAAUUUAUUGUAAAUGCAAUAUAAAUGUUGAACUCAAAA